AUGUCGAAUUCGACGGUGAGCCCACAGCUCGUGGAGGCUGCCGCCUACCUUGGAUGUGUCGCUCGCAGUAACCGUGACCCGGACAUGCAAGGGUAUGCAGUCAGGCUUUCUGAUGAGUUAUCAUCGGUUCUUGAUUAUCCUACAGCUAUCCUGGUCAAGUGGUCUCCUGAUGAUGUGACGGAAGCUGUGGGCGUGGUGCUCUUGCAGGUGUACAGUAUCCUGCUCGUCACAUUCAUCGGUAUGGCGCGAGGAAAUCUCUCCAUGGCCGAUGCACAUUUCGCUCUCUCUAUAACCGUCUCUCCUCUCUCCAUCUAUUUCCUAUACUCGACCCUGCGUGUUUGCCUGAAGAAAAGCAAUACUCUUUAUGAUCGCCUUGGAAAAUCCAAAAUCAUGGUCGGCGCCCUCACCACACUUAUGCUUGUUCUUUGGAUCGUCCUGGACCUUCUUAUAUAUUUCGCCAAAGUCUUCGAGGGCGAGACUUGUGCGUCACCCACCUUUAUAGGAUGGGUUUUUCUAUCGAAGGUGAUUCCUUGGCACAGCUUCCGAUGGGUUCAGACGACGUGGUUCGCUCUUCGUUCCUUUUUUGUUUCUCAAUGGUCAGGCUCUAGGAUCGUCAUCACACGCUCACAUCCUUGGACUAUUUUCCUUUGUAUAUCGCUUGCCUACAUGUGCUGGGCUGGGACGCUCAAGAUAUGGAUCGUCGACAUGGAUUUCUACUAUUAUAAGCUUCUUGCCAACUUUCACGAAUCGCUCUCUUAUGAACCACGAAUCAAUUAUGAUCCCCUCGGUUUCGGCCAGGCGAGUAAUUUCUUGCUCCGUAUUCAUUCAAAUUCAUUAAUCCAACAUUCUUAG
Molecule: messenger RNA, 852 nt
Organism: Desarmillaria tabescens
Lineage: Eukaryota; Fungi; Basidiomycota; Agaricomycetes; Agaricales; Physalacriaceae
Exons: 4
Coding region: 1-852 (283 amino acids)
Source: RefSeq, a predicted model, not a curated record